This is a messenger RNA of Nerophis lumbriciformis (worm pipefish), 2035 nucleotides long. Lineage: Eukaryota; Metazoa; Chordata; Actinopteri; Syngnathiformes; Syngnathidae. The record is from RefSeq and is a predicted model, not a curated record.
CCGCGCACACGCCCGCAAAGUGUCUCGUCGCUCGUGGAGCAAGUUUUUUUUUUUGAAGUUGUUGCGUGGACUGUCUUCGUCACGGAGGCCAAUGGACCUCCACCGCGCCUUCAAGAUGGAGAGCUCCUCCUACAUGCCCGCCCCCCUGGCGUCCCCCGCCCUGAUGGUCCUGGCCUCCACCGCCGAGGCCGGCCGGGACGCCUCCAUCCCCUGCCAGGCUCCAAGACCCUUCGGCGUGCCGGCGUUGGCGGAGAAGGAUCUCCACCUGCCCUUCCCCUCGGCCUCCUACACCUUCGCCUCCAUGUACCAGCGCCAGGGUCCCGUGUCGGGCGCCUUCGCCGGCCGAGACUUCCCGGCCUCCCUGCUCCACCUGCACCCCCAGUUCGCCCCCCCGAACCUGGACCGCUCCACCUUGGGGAUGCUCAACCACGGCGGGGCGGCCGGCGCCUUCAGGCCCUUCUCGGCGGCGCACGAGGACAGGGAGUCGGUGGGCUACCACUCGGCGUUCUCGCCCGCCAAGAGGCUGAAGGGUUGCUUCUCGGCGGCGGAGGGGAAGGACUUUGACUUCAACUCGCUUAAAGCCGGAGAGGACCCGGGGAGGAAGUUGUUCUCCGUGUCCGGCCUGCUGUCUGACGGCGAGGCCUCGUCCAGCCCGGAGGAGCGGAAGGAGCACCGCAAGGUGAAGGUUUUCUACGACGCCGGGGCUCCCGUGUGUCCGGUGUGCCAGAACGUUCUGCGACCCGGCGAGCUGCAAGACCACAUGGAGCAGGAGUUGACACAACUCAGCCAGCUUCAAAUCAGUGUCACACCUGUGCAGCACGAGCACGCCAUGAGGACGCCAAAGCUUCUGUCCUUCUCGCUGCACAUCAAACGGGAAGGAAGUUCCCCCAAGUCACCGCCAAGACCUGCUGAUGACACGCACUCUGACCGCUAUCAGACGUUUCUGCGCGUGCGAGCCAACAGACACACCCGGCUAAACGUCGAAGACCUCUGCUGGUGCAGGUGCUACGUCACACCUGCGCCGUUACGGCCGCACGGCGCGGGAGUCCACCUAGACUGCACACGAGCUGUCCGCAUCAGCAGACUGAAGAGGAGGAAAGCGGAGGACGGGCAGGAGGUCCAUGCAAACACGACACUGUCGGAGGACGAGUGGAGCGAGAGGAGGAAGAUACAGAUGAUGUCGCUCCUCGGAGGGUUCAAAGGGGCCAUGUUGGUGAGCAGCACGUCCAAAGAAGGUCGGGACAGCGACGCUGACCUGGACGUGGACGGGGACGACACCUUAGCGUACGGCCGAGCUCAAUACUGUGAGACAGACGUGAUGGUGUGUGCAGGAGACAACAUCAAGGAGACCACCGCCAACAGUUCCGUGCCGGACUCUGCAGCCCACAGACAAACUUCCACUUGGUCCAGCCAGGGAAGUCCUUCCACCAGCACUGAGCGACUGGACGCGCUCCCAAAGAGCUGCAACAACACCGAUACGGACAUGCCCUCAGAAGACGACACGCUGACGUCGCUGGACGCUCUGAAAGCUCGUAUACGAGACUUAGAGAAGCAGUUGUGUAAAGGAGACAGAUUGAAAUGUCUCAUCUGCAUGGACAGCUACACGACCCCACUCACCUCCAUCCAGUGCUGGCAUGUCCACUGCGAGGAGUGCUGGCUCAGAACGCUGGGCGCCAAGAAGCUGUGUCCUCAAUGCAACACCAUUACGUCACCUGGGGACUUGAGGCGGGUCUACCUGUGACGAGGGCGGGGCUUGUGUGAGCAGCUGGCCUGACUCCUCCCCCUCCCCCUCACUUCUGACCUUGGACCUACUUUUUGAAGUCAGCGCCACCUUUUCAGAAUAAUUUGAAAGACUUCCUGCUUCCUGAUUGGUGGAGAAAAAAAAAUCGAUAUUUAUCAAUUUUAUAAACCGUUUUUGUGUUUUUUUUAAGCACAUGUAAAUGUUUUUUUUUUUUGUGUUUGGUGUUUGUUUAUCCUGACCUGCUCCUGCAUUGAUGCCAACUUCCGCUCUUCACCCGUGUUGCCAAAAUAAAAU